GACAUCACCAUGGCCGACGGGGACGUCUACUCGUUCGUGGCGGAAUGGUUCGACCCACAAGCCGAAGUCUUAAGAUCGUUCUUGCUCACGUACUACGUCAAUGAUGGCUCCCUUGAUAUGGUGGACAAAAAGUCACUCAAGCCAUUCUUAAAGCGCAUCAAGUUUCCCAGCUUGAAAGUCGUGGACCUGUUUGUCGGUGCUUGCGUGUCCGUAUAUUCCCGUCAAAUCAACCUCGUCGACUGCGCCAACGAGUACACGCGCCACCUCCUCGCCUCCCGCGGCACGAACAGCCUCUUCCUCAUCAAACCCGCGGGGUAUCGAUCCCUUGGACGCAUCCUGUCGGCGCUCGAGGGAUGCCACCUCGCGCUCGUGAAGAUGCGCAUGAUUCACAUUAAGACCACGGACUUGCCCCUUGUCAGCAAACACAUCGACAGCAUCGAUCCAUCUCCGGCCAGCGCGCAAGAGUGGACACGUGACUUCUCUGUGGCCAUCGAAGUGUCAAUUGGAGCCCCUGCCGCCGUGGCGGACGCCCUUCGCCAGCUCGGUUCCGCUCGAGAUUUUGUCGUCACCGGUCGCGCUGCGCCUUGCUUCUUCGACGCCGACGCGUUUCCCACCACCGCCGCCAUGGACGACUGCUCCACGCUCUGCCUCAUCCGACCACGAGUGGUCAAGACCGGGCAAUGCGGCGCGGUGGUCGAUGCCAUCCUCUUGGCGGGGUUUGAAAUAUCCGCACUCAAGCUCGUCCACGUUCCCGUUGCAGCCAUCGAUGAGUUUCUCGCGAUUUACAAGCCCGUGACCCGCCAAUACCACGAACUGGUCAAGUACAUGUCAAGUGCGCCGUUGGUGGCGAUUGAAGUCCGAGGCAACGACAUCGUCCCGCGUUUUCAGUCGUUUUGUGGUCCGUUCGACGUGCACGUGGCGCGGGAGUUGGCCCCCACGACCCUCCGCGGCAUUUAUGGUCUCACCAACAUGCAGAACGCCGUGCAUUGCACGGAUAGCCCCGAAGACGGAAGCCUCGAAACCCAGUUCUUCUUUCGCGUCCUGGCAUAAUACACA
This is a messenger RNA of Aphanomyces astaci, 1056 nucleotides long. RefSeq lists its product as hypothetical. Gene Ontology annotation, biological process: CTP biosynthetic process; GTP biosynthetic process; UTP biosynthetic process. The record is from RefSeq and is a predicted model, not a curated record. The transcript has 7 exons. Gene Ontology annotation, molecular function: nucleoside diphosphate kinase activity. The coding region runs from base 10 to 1050 and encodes 346 amino acids. Gene Ontology annotation, cellular component: centrosome. Lineage: Eukaryota; Oomycota; Saprolegniomycetes; Saprolegniales; Verrucalvaceae.